AUGUUUUCGACGCCUCCUCUCGUUUUUUUCUUCAAGCGAGAAACACCAGCAGCGGUGGUAGCGACGACGAGAAAUGAUUUUAUCCUUUGGAGCGUCUGCGUCGUUUCCAUCGCAUCGCUGAUCGUGUUCCUUCUCUUGGUCGUUUUGGACGUUCUGACGCGUAAAGUUUUCAAAUCGAAGAAAACGCCACCUUUAAUCGAGUGGAACGGCGGUUUAAAAAUCCCUCUCGUCGGCGGGAUGCUGGAGUUUCUCAAAGGCCCGAUGAAACUGAUGGCGAAAGCGUUCCCGAAAUACGGGGAAGUGUUCACCGUGCCGGUGUUUCACGAGCGAAUCACGUUUUUGAUCGGACCGAAAGUCUCCGAGUUUUUCUUCAAAGCGAAGGAUGUGGAGAUGUCGCAGAAAGAAGUGUACGAGUUUAACGUGCCGACGUUCGGGAAAGGCGUCGUUUUUGACGUCGAUCAUCAGACGCGAGCGGAACAGUUUCGGUUUUUCGCGGAUUCGUUGAAGAGCGAGCGGUUAAGAACGUACGUCGGGAUGAUGGUGAAAGAGGCGGAUGCGUUUUUCGAGAAGUGGGGAGACGAAGGCGAGGUGGAUUUGUUGGACUCUCUGAGCGAGCUGAUCGUUUUGACAGCGAGUAGAUGUUUGCUCGGGAGAGAAAUUCGCGAGAAUUUGUUUUCAGAGGUGACGGCGUUGGUGCACGAUUUGGAUAAAGGGAUGGUGCCGUUGUCGGUGUUUUUCCCGUACGCGCCGAUCGAAGCGCAUAGGAAAAGAGAUAAGGCGAGGAAAGAUUUGGCGUUGAUUUUUGACAAGGUGAUUCAAGCGAGAAGAGAGAGCGGGAGUUUGGAGCCGGACGUGUUGCAGACGUUCAUCGACGCCAGGUAUAAAGACGGGUCGAAGUUGACCAACGACCAAGUUUUGGGGAUGUUGAUCGCGGUGUUGUUCGCCGGGCAACACACGAGUUCCAUCACGAGCACGUGGACUGGAUUACUCGCGAUUGCGAAUAAAGAACGCGUGAUGCCGUAUCUCGAGCAAGAGCAGCAAAAAAUCAUGAAAAAACACGGCACGAAGAUUGAUUUCGACGUGUUGGCGGAAAUGGACGAGUUACACUUUGCGGUGAAGGAAGCGUUGCGAAUGCACCCGCCUUUGAUCAUGCUUUUGAGAAAAGCGCAGGUGAACUUUGACGUGGAAACUUCGGACGGUAAGAAAUACACCGUCCCGAAGGGCCACAUCUGCGCCACCUCUCCGGCGUUUGCCCAUCGCAUGGACUCCGUCUUCAAAAACCCAAACACCUACGACCCGCAACGCUUCAAAUCGGACGAAAACAAGUUCGCCUCGUACAUCGGCUUCGGCGCCGGUCGACACGGAUGCAUGGGCGAAACCUUCGCCUUCAUGCAAAUCAAAACCAUCUGGUCCGUGUUGAUUCGAAACUUUGAGUUUGAUUUAAUCGGCGACUUACCCGAACCCGAUUACGAAGGCAUGGUCGUCGGCCCGAAACAUCCGUGCAAAAUUCGAUACAAGAGGAGAGACAGGAAGAAAAACGGCUUGAUGAAAUCGCCGUCCACGAUGAGUAAAUCGUUUAAAGCGUGA
Molecule: messenger RNA, 1587 nt
Organism: Bathycoccus prasinos
Lineage: Eukaryota; Viridiplantae; Chlorophyta; Mamiellophyceae; Mamiellales; Bathycoccaceae
Exons: 1
Coding region: 1-1587 (528 amino acids)
Molecular function (GO): monooxygenase activity; oxidoreductase activity, acting on paired donors, with incorporation or reduction of molecular oxygen; iron ion binding
Source: RefSeq, a predicted model, not a curated record